AUGCCUUCUCUUGCUCAGACCCUCCCUGUUAUGGCUGCCCUAGCCGUCGGGUCCGUGAACGCUGCUAUGGGCCCUGCUUUUAGCACCGGACCUGUUUCUGACGACACCUUCAUCCGGGAGGCAACUUCCACUCUCGUCCUUCCCAAGGCACCCAGCGGAUCUUCUGGAGAUGCCUCCCUUUGGGUCGGUAUGGGCACCUCGAACGGCGAUUUGGUCCAGUCGAUUGCCGACAACUGGCAAUCUGAUGAUUGGAGUGUUUACGCCUACACACUGCUGAGUACUGGAGCCAACACACAGAUGCCUGUACAGGGAGAUUCCUCCACUGCCUCAGCUAGUGAUCGGGUCACAAUGCACUACAAAUUCGACGACAACAGCGGAAACUACACCCAGACUGUUUCGGUUAACGGCAAGGCCGUCUCAACACUGUCUACUAGUGACGGCAAAGCCCAGGGCUGGGGCAGCUCUGUGGAGUGCGCUGAAGACAACUGUGGAACUGUCGGUGCUCACUCGUGGACCAACACCAAGAUUAUUUUGGAUACCGCCGACUCUAACUACAUCAACACCAUGGCAAAGGGUGAAGGUGUCACUGGAGAGAUGACGACCAGCGAUGAUGGCAAGACUUGGACUGUGACUAAAAUUGAGAUCCCUGAGUUUUCUUUUGGACAGUCUUCGUGA
Molecule: messenger RNA, 675 nt
Organism: Aspergillus glaucus CBS 516.65
Lineage: Eukaryota; Fungi; Ascomycota; Eurotiomycetes; Eurotiales; Aspergillaceae
Exons: 4
Coding region: 1-675 (224 amino acids)
Source: RefSeq, a predicted model, not a curated record